This is a messenger RNA of Amphimedon queenslandica, 471 nucleotides long. Its product is annotated as ubiquinol-cytochrome-c reductase complex assembly factor 2-like. The record is from RefSeq and is a predicted model, not a curated record. The transcript is spliced from 3 exons. Lineage: Eukaryota; Metazoa; Porifera; Demospongiae; Haplosclerida; Niphatidae. The coding region runs from base 17 to 361 and encodes 114 amino acids. Gene Ontology annotation, biological process: mitochondrial respiratory chain complex III assembly. Gene Ontology annotation, cellular component: mitochondrial matrix.
AAUAAAAAAUUACAUAAUGGCAGUUCAUUUGUCAAGAAGGUUGAACAAGGUCCUGAAAAACUGGCCCAUAGACAGUUCUCGGAAAGGAAGGGACCUAGGUGAAUACUUGCAUCAAGAGUACAGGCUCACAUUUGAAAAAUUGCUCUCAGAAGAUAUAGAAGUGGCUAAAAAUUCACUCCAGAGUUUAGAAAAUCUCAAUAAUAAUUGUUAUUGGAAUCGAUAUCCUCGAAAGCAUAAUCAUGGUUUUAUCGGUGACAUAGUAGCAAAAAAUCCAUGGAUACUGUCAAAUGAAAACAUGAAACAGAUGAAUGUCUCAUCAAUGUCAUUGUGGCAAAGAUUUAAAGCAAGCUUUAAUAAAUGACAUAUCCAUCACUCAUUGCUAUCAUUAUGUAAAACACACAGUUAUUAUUAUUAUGUUGUUGUUGUUUUGUUACAAUUUUAAUUAAACAAACAUUGACUUUUCACACAUAA